This is a messenger RNA of Toxorhynchites rutilus septentrionalis, 441 nucleotides long. RefSeq names its product AN1-type zinc finger protein 5-like. The transcript has a single exon. Gene Ontology annotation, molecular function: DNA binding; zinc ion binding. The coding region runs from base 1 to 441 and encodes 146 amino acids. The record is from RefSeq and is a predicted model, not a curated record. NCBI's taxonomy places the organism in Eukaryota, Metazoa, Arthropoda, Insecta, Diptera, Culicidae.
AUGGAACACAGCUCGAACCAAUUGUGUAGCACCGGUUGUGGAUUCUUCGGAAAUCCAGUGCAGGACGGUCUCUGUUCGAAGUGUUAUAGAAGCGCAAACCCGACAAAAAUCAUGGACCAAUCACCUGGCAACAAGCGGGAGCAGAUCACGUCGCAAAUGAAGUCGCCCAAGAGAAUCUACGCCGAAUCGGGACCCAAAGUCGAAGUCGAAAUCAAGCAGGGACAGCGGUUUGAUGAAGGGAAGAAGCGGAGCAACCGCUGUAUGGUUUGUCGCAAGAAGAUUGGACUGAUCGCCUGCCAAUGCCGGUGCGGGGGUCUAUUCUGCGGCAUCCAUCGGUACAGUGAUAAACAUGGCUGUACAUACGAUUAUCGAGGGGCCGGUGCUGACGAGAUUCGAAACAGCAAUCCACUAGUAAAUGGGGAGAAAAUUCAGAAAAUUUAA